Messenger RNA from Acromyrmex echinatior (Panamanian leafcutter ant), 7957 nucleotides. It is a transcript of the gene Kdm3, whose product is annotated as Lysine demethylase 3. Gene Ontology annotation, biological process: regulation of transcription by RNA polymerase II. The record is from RefSeq and is a predicted model, not a curated record. NCBI's taxonomy places the organism in Eukaryota, Metazoa, Arthropoda, Insecta, Hymenoptera, Formicidae. Gene Ontology annotation, molecular function: chromatin DNA binding; histone H3K9 demethylase activity; transcription coregulator activity. Gene Ontology annotation, cellular component: chromatin; histone deacetylase complex.
AAGAGAGUCAGGAACGCUGCGAUCCACUGACUAAGCGGCUAAGAACAAGCCCCGUCGGCAGAAAGCUCAGAUCGGAGAGUAGUAAGAGCAAAAACACCGAGGAAGCUGCAGCGGAUCGGACUAGAGGAUCGGUGGUGGAAGCAGAGGGAGAGGACGAGGAGGAAGACGACGACGAGGACGACGUUGAGGAGGAAGCGGGGGCGGAAAAACACGACGGGGCUGAACGAGAGGUCGGUAAACUUGAAGAGGACGAGGAGAGUCAGUCCAGGGAGAGGGAUAGAGAACCCGAGCCACCACCUCCGGACAAAGUCGAUCCCGGAGGCGAUCCGGCUUCCAAGGAGGAGCAACAACCAGAUAACAAAUCAGAAUCAAGAAAGGGCGCUCGCGCGACCGAUUGGGACGCAGAUAAGGUCGGCGAGAAUAAGGAACAACAACGACAGCAACAGCAACAGCAACAGCAACAGCAACAGCCACCGCAGUUACUCGUGAAUGGAUUGCAUGUCGAUUCGCCGCUGGUCAGCGAUAAGACGAAUGCCAUCCGCGAGGGCAGUCCGUCUGUGCUGAAGUCGACUCGAUCAAAGACAAAAGGUUUUGCGGAAGAAAUCAGAGAGGACGUAGCGGCGGCGGCGGCGGCGGCAGAGGACGAUCGCGACGAAAACGCCAGUGAAGAAGAGGUAAGCUCGCAGCGAUCACGACGCACAGAGCUGACUACCACCGAGUUAGGCACGGAGGAUAGCGUGGGUAGCGUCGGCGGCGUUAGGGCGGCCAGCGUCGAAUCGGUCGUCGAGCUGCUGGAGUCGAGCAGUCAGGACUCAGGCUCCGUGCUGGAGAGGCUGAGUCCGUUUAGUAGCAGCGGCGGCGGCGGCCCCGGCAGGCAGAGCAGCCUGCUCCUGGAACAGCAGCGGGAGCAGGAGCGCAAUCGGCACAACGAGAGCCCGAUCAUCCUUGCCGAGAGACUGAACAAGCCGCCACCGCCGAUCGCCGGUCAUCAUCAUCAUCCUCAUAUACAAUCUUACCAUCAGCCACCAUCGCAUCAUCAGCAACAACAGUUCCAUCAUCAUCAUCAACAGCAUCACCAGCAGCGUUAUUCUGCCAAUAGUCCGGUGAUCCAUCACCAUCACCAGCAGCAACAGCAACAGCAGCAGCAGCAACAGCAGCAGCAGCAGCAACAACAGCCGCCGUCGCAACAUCAUCAUUAUCAGUUAGCGAGCAGCCCGCACCAACAUCAUCACCAUUCCACCGCUCGCCUGACCCCGUCGAGCCUCCUCGAGGUGCAACAGCAGUCUCACACAUCGAGGGGUGGCGAUGAGGCCGGCCUCAUGGAAGUGGAGGCCGGGGCCGGUAUACCUGGAACGGGCGUACUCGUCGGUGUGCCUACGGCGGUCGGUGGAAUACGGUCGUCGGGAGGCAGCAGCGGCGCCGCCGGUGUCGCUACUUACGGCGACAGCGGCUCCGACAGCGGGGUAAGCUCGUUGAAGAGCGCCAGUUCUGGCGACGAGAGGAGCGGCAGCAGGAGCUCGGCGCUUAGCGUCGAGGAGACAACAUCCUCGCACGUGCAGAGCGUGCAGCACACGUCCCUAUUGAUGGCGCAUCCGUCCCAGGGUGCGCCCAACGCCGGCGCUAGUACCGCAGCCACGGCGCCGCCGGUCGGCUACCACAGUCCAGCUCCUCCGAGUCACCAUGCUGCCGAGAUGCUCUGGAGGCAGUCCAGGACCGCCUACCCGCCGCUCUCCCACACACUCUUAGGCCCACAACCAUCCAGUCCGGAGGAGCUGCUUGAAAGAGAGCGCCACGAAAGAAUGCUGCGGGAACGUCGUGAAGUGGAAGCACGUGAGAUGGAGAAGGUCAAGAUGGAACGGGAAAGGCUUGAGAAACAGAGAGCCGAACAGGCGGUUCAUAAGCAUUUUGAAGAAUCAUUUAGGUUGGCACAAAAGGUAUCUUAUGUCCCGCAGAGGAACAUGCAGUCGGCCUCGAUGGCUGGAUGGAGCGCUUUCAUGCAGGUACCGCCGCCGAGGACGCACGGGGCGUUGACGGCUCAUCCUCCCGCCAGCCACCACGGUCAUCCCAGCGGUCCACCGGGCGGAUCCGCCACAGCCACCGCCGCCGCCGCGCAUCCCGCCGCCGUCGCGCAGCAGCAGCAACGUGAGGAACGGGAGGCGCGGGAACGCGAGCGGGAGCGGGAGCGGGACUUCCGCGAGCGGGAGCAACGGGAACACCUGGCGGUGGCUGAAAGGCAUCAACGGCAGGCCGAAGCCAGGGAUCACGCCGCGCAGCAAAGGGCUGCCUACUACGCGGCGGCCGCCGCGGCACCGUCGGUUCAACAGGUUCGACCUUUGAACGUAUCCGGAAAAGUAGAGUACCCGCCACCACCGGCGCACUCGCGGACGUCAAAGUCGUCGUUGCAGGUUGCCGGCCUGCACGAGAAACCGUCGGUGGUUUCGCACAGCUCGUUACCGAAAGCCGAACCGAACGUAAACUUGUUCAACUACUCGUCGACGUAUCAGCCACAGCCAUCUUGCACGUCAUAUCUGCAUGAUCUCAAGUUAAAGAACGAGAUAGGACCGCACAAGUCGCUAUCGAGCAAGAGCGGAUUGGCCGGCGGCCUCGAAAGGGACCAUCAUGGCAGAGAGGUACUACAGAACCCGCCAUCCUUACUGCCGGAUUACAAGAGUUCGGUGAUUGUGAAAAAUGAGGGUAGGGAGCUACCGAAGACACCGGCACCGCAACACUCGUCCAGUCCGAAGAUAAUGCCUUACAUGAACGUCCAAUCGGUGGCGCCGCAGCACAAGUCGUCAGCGUACGAAUACAGAAGCCCAACGCAAAGCCCACAUCACCUGCAUCCCGCGCAUCUGGACGGUCUGCAGACGAAGAGCAUCGCGACGUCCGCGAGUCAUCAUCGAGGCGGUGGUAGCGCGCCGACGACGACGACGCAACUGCCGAGUCCGCACGGUCAUCCGCCACCACCGCCGUCGGCGCAGCCCGAGCCGCGCCUGCACUCGCACAAUCCCCGUCAAUCCCCGCACGCCCCACCACAGCAUCCGCACCAACCACCAGCGCCGCCGCAUCCAUCGCCGCCUGAACCGCGCUAUCUCAGCAGGCCGGAAUCUGCGGGUCUGCCGUACGGCGCGGCAAAAUCUACGUAUCCGUACCCGCAUCCGCAUCCGCCCACGGCCUCGUCGACGACGUCGUCGCAUUACGCCGCGCCGCCGCCGGCCGGCUCCAAGCCGAAAGUCAGCAGCCCGGCGCCGCCGCACAUGUACGGCAAGCCUAACUGCGGUAUUACUAAUUGCGGCAUUAUAGCCGGCACGCCGGUCUGCCGUGCCUCCGAAACGCCUGUCGCCGCGCCGAUACCGCUGACCUCGAAGGCCGGCAGCUCGCCUUACCAGCAAGUGCCUCAUCAUCACGGGGCGCCGCCGCCACCGUUGCCGCCACCUGCGCACAGCCGGUCCGUCUACGACAGUCGCUUCCCCGGUUCAUUGCCGGGCGCGAAACUGCCGCCACCGACCUUGCAUGGUUCGCCGCCCACGGCUGCCUCGGCGCCGCUCUCAAGGCCAAUCGCUCAUUCCGCGCAUCUCAAUACCAGCCCGCAUCAGCAACCCGGUCAAACGUUGCAGCACGCGCAGCCCCAGAUCACCACGGCCUUCCAGACGCAACCGCUCGAUCUCGGUGUCGAGAGGUCGGGCUCACCGAAGAGGAAAGCACCGACGCCGUUAUUAUGCGACAAUACCAGCGGCCAGCCGGUGUCGUUGGAAGUUUGUAAGAAGCGAAGGACCGAGGAACCACAACCAUUAUCCUUACAAUCCGUUGGUCCACCUGUUCUUUCCAGGGUGAGCGAGCCCAGCCCGCUUAUCGCUUCAGCCGCUACGUCUAUCACUACAGUUGUCAACACUGCAGCAUUGCUGGCGCAGCCAAACAAUCAGGUAACGCAAGAGCAGCGCACAGUGACAGCGGUGAGUCCGGCUCCGGGUAACGCUAGCGGUGACGGUUCCGUACGACCCGCUAGCACCGGCAGCGUAUGCUCGCUAAAUCCAACAUCAGUGAGCGCGGCACCAAGUCCGGCGCCCAUCCCUAGCCCGGCACCGUCCACAGCACCUAGCCCAGCGCCCAGUGCGCCAGGCACGCCCGCCAAGACAAACCCCAGCAACACGGACAGCGAGAAGUGUAACAGUCCGGCACCGAGACCUCCUAGCAGCACCAAUUAUCCAGUACAUAAACUGAAAAAGGCAUGGUUGCAAAGACACUCGAGGUGCGAAGACGGCACCGAGAACACUAUCAGUAUGGCCGGCAGCAUUACGUUACCUCUCAACAUCUCUCGUGAGACAACGUCCUCGAAUAGUAAGAACCGCGACAAUGCGCCGACUACUUGUUUGCCUAGCGCGGUUAAUUCGAUCCACAAUAUCGGUAGCAUGGCAGUAAACAGCAUCAACAAAAGCAAAGUUACUGGCAGGAGUGGCCGAAAGCCGGCGAACAAAGAGUCAUUGAACGGUCACGCCACUGAUACCAGCAAGACCCCACAAGAGGACUCGUCUAGCAGCGACCCGGAGAGGAAGUCGCCGCCUAAACGGAAGCCACCCAAGGUAAAACGAAAGAAGGGCGCCGCACGGAGGCAACAAACGGCCGCGGAAGAUCAGCGGAGACGGAAGGAGGACAAGCAAGGCGGCGGUGCGGGCAGCGAGUCCAGCAAUGAGAGCGAAGCAGGCUCCAGCGACACUAGCGAACAGUUGAGCUCUAUUCAGCCUGCGUCGAGGGUUCGACACACCACGGCCAAUUCCAACAAUUCCUCGGGAAACGGAAAUAACAAGGAACCUAGGAAACGUGGUAGGAGACCAAAGAGUACGAAAAACAAUGACAUGGGAGGCGAGGAUCAACAACCUCGUCAGAAGAAGGAACGCAGGGACGACAGUACGAGCGGCGGUAACAAUGGUCCAGGCGGAAGCGGUGGACAGUCCUUUCGUAAACCGACGAUAUCGCAACUGAAAAAAUCCGGUGAGAGCUGGCUGCAAGACGGCGCCUGUUUCGAGGUAGCUACGAAAUUGGCCAAGUGCCGCGAGUGCCGAUGGACGCCGAACCAGCGCUCCAAGAACUCUCAGAAUAUCUUCUGCAGAUUCUACGCAUUUCGCAGACUGCGUUAUACCAAAAACGGACAAUUGGCCAUAGCGGGAUUCAGUGACCCACAUAAAGAUGCGUCCGAGGAUGAUCUUCGAUUAUGGUUACCAGGAGGAGAUAACCAAAAGGCAACAGGAAAGAAUGACAAAUCCGAGAAGAACGAGAAGGACAAAGGAGAUCGAGAGGACCUAGACUUAGAAACGGCUCAUCGGCUGCUUUGGCAAGUUGGCGAUCAAUUCUGUGAUCUUUUACAUCAAGAGAAGAACGCCCUCCAAGAACAUAUGGCUGAAGCGAGUUCGGGGGUUGUAGACGGAACAGUAGCGUGGAAACGAGUAAUCCUGGGUGUUCGAGAAAUGUGCGACGUGUGCGAGACUACCUUGUUCAAUGUCCAUUGGGCCUGUGGCAAAUGCGGUUUUGUCGUGUGCAUUGAUUGUUAUAAGGGACGUAAAAAUGGAACGGUCAAAAUCUGGGGCGAGAGUGGAAAAGACAGGGACGACUUUUCGUGGCUUCUAUGCACGAAUAGGCAAGUGCACGAACCAGAACGACUCAUGCUUACACAAAUCAUCGCCGGCGACAGUCUUCUGCGACUGGGUCAACGUCUACACGAAUGUCGUGCAGAAUGGGGAAUUCCGCAACAUUGUGCUUGCUCCCUUGUAACUCCAACGCAACCAAACGAGAUCCUUCGAAAUCUGAUUAAAGGUGAUUCUGUGCCUGUAUUAAAUGGAAACGUAAAGCAGGAGAUAAAAGAAGAGAAGAAAAUAAAUGAAUCUAACGGUGCAUCGGAGAGCAAAACCAACGGCGAAGACAAAAACUCACCGCUGAACUGGUUAGCCGAUGUAGCACUGCAGAAUCAAGACAAAAACGAUAGCGGCUCAGACUCUGACUCGGACGAUGAUCGCGAGGGUAAUUACUCGACAUUGCGGGAGUUGCUCAUAAGGCCAUCGCACAAGUCAAAUGGGAGCGGCGGAUCCAGAUCGAAUUCACCUACGAAUAAUUCGAGUGGUGUGAAUAACACUCCGCAGAAUAAUGUCGCCAAGUCUGGCAAAAAGUCGAAAAUGGAUACGCUUGAUGAAGUAAUAUCCAGUGUGAUCGAACACAGUGUGAAAAAGGAAAAGGACAGUGGUCUCGAUGACGAAAAGCCACGAGAAUUGAAACAUUUCGUACGACGUUACAAGUGGACACAGCGUGGUCGUGAACCGUUACCAAUCAGAAUUAUGACGGGUACAGAGAGCCGGAGUCUUUAUCCAGACGUACCACACUCUUGGCUCUGCGACGGCAAGUUGCUGAGGUUAAGCGAUCCGAAUAAUCCAAACAACUACAGAAUAUUUCAGGAUCAAUGGAAGCGAGGACAGCCGGUAAUUGUGUCUGACGUCGCCAAGGCGCUGGACAUGAAGCUCUGGCAUCCUGAUUCAUUCGCCCGCGACUUCGGCGAUGAGAAGAACGAUCUCGUUAACUGUAUGACCGGCAAUCUAGUGCCGAAUCAACCAAUGCGCAAGUUCUGGGAAGGAUUUGAGUAUUAUUCUAAGCGGCUUAAAGACGAACGAGGAAAUCCUAUGCUAUUGAAAUUGAAGGACUGGCCACCCGGUGAUGAUUUCGCCGAAUUAUUACCAUCGAGAUUCACGGAUCUGAUGAAGGUUCUUCCAUUGUCCGAGUACACGCAUAGAAACGGCAGGCUAAAUUUGGCGAGUCGUCUACCUAAUUGCUUCGUGAGACCGGAUCUGGGUCCAAAGAUGUAUAACGCUUACGGUUCCGCUCUUCAUUCCAACAAAGGCACGACUAAUCUUCAUCUUGAUAUCUCGGACGCCGUAAACGUUAUGGUAUAUGUAGGAAUGCCAAAGGAUGUUAAUGACGAAGAAAGUCUCAAAGCUAGGACAGAGGCAUUGAGAGCAAUAGACGAAGCAGGCUGUGAUAUUCUGACGCGUCGACGUGCUCGCGAAGAGAAGGAGAAUGUGCCUGGUGCUUUGUGGCACAUUUACGCAGCGCGUGACGCAGACAAAAUUCGAGAUCUUCUGAAUGCCGUUGCCUUAGAACGCGGAGCUCGUUUGGAACCUCACCACGAUCCUAUACACGAUCAAAGUUGUUAUUUAGAUGGGCCAUUGCGGGAGCGAUUAUAUCGAGAAUAUGGUGUUGAAGGGUACGCUAUCGUCCAAUGUCUAGGCGAUGCAGUAUUUGUGCCAGCUGGUGCGCCACAUCAAGUCCGUAAUCUUCAAAAUUGUAUAAAGGUGGCCGAAGACUUUGUGUCGCCGGAGAAUGUGUCGCAUUGCUUCCACCUGACCCAGGAAUUCCGUGCACUAUCCGAUACCCAUACGAAUCACGAGGAUAAACUUCAAAUCAAGAAUAUUAUUUACCAUGCCGUGAAAGACUCUCUGACCGUUUUAGCCAAUGUUAAGGAGGAUACUCUCGCUAAACUCGCCAAGGCUAAUGAAACGAAAACAAAGGAGGAGACUUAGCCUUAGGUCUUCCCUGUAUGGUCAUAAGACCGAUUGAUAAUCCCCUUGAUUGGAUCUCGUCGUUCGUAUGAGAUUGAUCGCAGUCAGCGCUUCCGGACAUAGCGAAGUUGGCACUCCCGGAACAAUCUGCAGAAGAAGACCGCCCUUGUUGCAAAAACAUCGUUGCGGAGAUGCGAUUUGUUGUGAUAUUUGUGAAGAUUUAAUGAUUUUAAUCGGAGGAUUUGAUUUGCGAUAUUGGCUGAGCCAAUGAACAUUAGUUAUAUAUUGUUUCAUUCAAAUUCUCUUAUAUACAAUUCUUUUCUGCUCUCCCAUUUUCCGCGAGAAAACGUGCCCGCGGACAUGAAGUCCGAUGAGCUGCUCUUACGAGUGAAAACAAAAUCUGUAGCUCGGAUCGCGCAUAG